This is a messenger RNA of Scatophagus argus, 2628 nucleotides long. It is a transcript of the gene pdlim2, whose product is annotated as PDZ and LIM domain 2 (mystique). The coding region runs from base 527 to 1630 and encodes 367 amino acids. Gene Ontology annotation, molecular function: muscle alpha-actinin binding; actin binding. The record is from RefSeq and is a predicted model, not a curated record. Gene Ontology annotation, biological process: actin cytoskeleton organization; muscle structure development; heart development. Gene Ontology annotation, cellular component: stress fiber; adherens junction; filamentous actin. NCBI's taxonomy places the organism in Eukaryota, Metazoa, Chordata, Actinopteri, Scatophagidae. The transcript has 10 exons.
GCAGCACGUGCUGCUCUGCCGCGCGCCGUCAGCAGGUGGCGCGCGGACACAAAACGCAGCCGCAGUGUGUUUCCAGAUAAAUGGCUCAAUUAUCACCGCGGCACCCUCCUCUCCUGCCUCCUCUCUGACGCGACACGCCCCGGGUUGCUGCCUGUGUCAAAGCUUUUAUUUUGGUAACAGCACAUGGCACUGCCGCGAGCUCGUCCCAGUGAUACCACUGCGCGCGCAGCCACAGGUGGUGUUCGUGCGUGCCACCUUAACGUCUGACACCGCAGAAGAGAGACGGAGAGACGCGGGAGCAGCAGCGCUUCAUCUUUCCUACACAGACGGAGGAAACUCAUAAAGAGGUUUUAUUUUGCUCGCAUUUUGGAGGCAGUUGUUGUUGUUUCAGGCCCGAGUUGUGCGUGCUGUGCGUGCGCUGCGUUGUUUUGUCGUGGAGCGCUCAGAGAUUUGAGCAGGUGGAGAAUUAAAUCACGCUGCACUCACCUCGGGUUUUGACAACAGUGUGUGCUGAGUUGAUCAUCAAAUGGUGCUGACGGUGAACCUUACCGGCCCUUCACCAUGGGGCUUCAGAAUAUUCGGAGGAAGGGACUUCAAGAAGGCCAUAACCGUAUCAAAGGUCAACGGGGGCAGCAAGGCAGAGCGGGCAGACCUUCAACCUGGCGACAUUAUCUUGGAGAUCAACGGGGAAAACACGGCCGACAUGCUGAACGUGGAGGCCCAGAACAAGAUCAAGAACUCCAAGACCCAGCUGCAGCUGGUGGUGGAGAGACCUGAACCCCCCAGCCCUGGACAGACCAACGGCAUCAGCACUCCUGAGCAGCUCACCGGACGCUUCCAGGAGGCAGUGAUAGUGAGUCGAGAUGAGAAUCAAAACUACAGAGAAUACACCAUCUCCAGCCCUGCUUCGCUCUCCCCUGGACCUUAUUCACCAGAUCCUCCUGCCAGCCCCGACGGCAAGAGGGAGAGGCUGACACCGACCACCAACAGGAGUGUCCAGCUGCGCUCUUGGUCUCCAGAGGAGAGGAGUUACAGGCUGUCCAGGCCCCUGUCUCAGGAGUUCUCCCCUUCAGACUACAGAAAUAACUCUGUGUCCAGCAGAACUCCGACCCCACCAGGACGCUACUCACCCCAUAGCCCCAUAGAUCGGGAUGUACCCAUGUCCCCCCGUCGCAGCAGUACGAGCUCAGACUUUGCCAUGCACAAGUUUGACAAGGAAUCUGAGGUGUACAAGAUGAUUCAGGAGAACAAGGAGUCCCGCACGGCGCCUCGUCAGUCCAACACCUUUAAAAUGCUGCAAGAGGUCCUGGAGGCUGACGAGAAAGAGGCGGCCCUGCGCUUCCCAGGGAAGCUCGCGCCCAACACCGCCAAACCAACCACGUCUGUAGGAGGGGUGAAAAAGACCCACAUCUGUGAGAAGUGUGGCACCAGCAUUGUCACUGUGGCUGUGCGCAUCACGGACGACCACUUCCGCCACUCAGAGUGCUACACCUGCACAGAUUGCGGCCUUAACCUUAUGAUGAGAGGUCACUUUUGGGUCGGAGAUGUGAUGUACUGUGAGAAGCACGCCAAAGAGAGGCACCAAGGCCAAGCUAGUUCCCCUCGAGCCACCGUGUCCCCUCGCCAAUGAGUACGCCGCUCCACACCCGCCCCCGUUCUCUGGACGUAGACUUCUGCUUGUCUGCCUGAAGCUCCACCUCAUCUGACUCAGUUAAUAGACUUGGGGAUGGGACGUGGAGGUGGACACUGGUCAACCUUAUGGCACAGGAUGUUCUUUUCUGACCACAUUUAACCACACUUUGCAAUAUUAUAAUUCACUUUUUUGCCUUUCUUGUAAUUGUAUGAGAAUUGGGGCUUUGUUUUUCAUAUGGCCCGGCCUCCACAGUCUCUUUAGGUUAUUCUUAGCUCUAACCAUGCACAGCUGCCGUGGACUCAUCAAACUGUACUGAGGCCAGAUUUACACAACACCAACACUUUAGACAAACUCAACAGGACUGGCUCUCUGACUCUCUGAAGAUCUGGAUCAUCAUUUGAAUCUCCUGCUGACACAACGGGACCAAAAUCUCACCUUACACUGCACGCCAUUUUCAAGAUUUACUGUACACAGACACAGUGUUGUGUGUGGAGGUGUGAAUGGGUUUCACAUGCAGAUGUGUGGUGGCCUCUGCAUGCCUUCCUUGCAUCUGUGUGUGUGUGUGUGUGAGAGAGAGAGAGACUGUGUGUGUGCAUUGGAGAGCGAGAGAAGGGAAGUGGGGUUCAAGUUGUUACAGAUGGAAAGGAGUAUGUGAAUUCUGCGCUGGAGUCAGGCCAAAAGCCCUCGAGUUCUUCUGUAUUUCUUUUGUAAGCAGAAUUUCUGAGUAGAAAUAAUGAAAAAAUACAUAUAUGCUGACUUGUUUUGUUGCUUAUGAGGAACUAUAGAUUCAUUCAAUAUACAAAUAUUUUUGAUGUUUUUGUGAUUGAACUGUAUUCUAUAACAUAGACCAUUUAAAAUGCAUAAUGUAUGCACAGGACAUUUAGUGUGAAAAUAUUUGAUGAUGAUGCUACAUUUGUCCAGUUACAGCAGUACUCAGAGAUACACUAUAAUGUUCGCAUUUCAUGUGGCACUUAAUAAAAUCGCACAAACCUGAA